AAUUUAAUUUCAUAAAGAGGGUAUUUUAGGCUGAAAAACAUCUACAGAAUUCUUACAAGAAAAAAGCAACAAUUGAUGGAAAUAAUGGAAAAAAAAACUCAGACCUCCUGCUUUUCCCUUCCUUUUACCAUAAUGUGAUGCCAGGCAUACUAAUAAGUGCAAUGGUAAGAUCAGAACAGUGAGUGAAUGUGGAUUUUUCUGAAACAAAGCUUUAUGUCUUUCGCCCGAUUUCACGAGGAAUCGAUACCGGUUUCAGAUAUCAGCCCUCAUAGGACGCAUUCCUGUCUUUGGCCCUGUCCCCUCACAUAGAGGAUCUACCUGUGUGGGUGACCCGGAUGGACGCUUCUGAUUGGAUAACGGUGACGUUCGGAUGGUGGGAAGGGAUUAUAAGUGCAGCCAUGGCACCACAGAAGUUCAGCCCUGAUCGAGAUUCUAACGGUCUGAACCUGCCAGAGUAACCAGCUUCUCCUGACAGAUCCUCAUUUUCGCCCUUUUUCCAACAUGAACAGAAUUGUUUUCCUUUUUGCCGUCGGAGUCUGCUUUGCCAUUGGCCAAGCUCUGGAGUGCUACAAAUGCAGCAUUGGCUUCGGCAGCCUGUGCAUAACCACGAAAACCACAUGCAAUGAAGGGGAACUCUGCUUCAGUGGUGUCGGCAAAGCAGCUGGCUUUGUGGAUAUCAAAAUGAAGGGCUGCCUCGAACGAUCAAAAUGCAACGCUUCUGAAGAGGUGAACUUCCCCACCAGUAACUCCAACGCCACCCUCUACCAAAUGCUGAAGACGUGCUGCGACGGCGACCUGUGCAACGCUGCCCCCGGCCUGCCCGGGACUUCUGUCCUGAGCCUGGCAGUCGCCACCAUCUCUGCCAUGUUUGCUGCCAAUGCGUUGGUUUGACGGAGGACACGGCAGCCGAAGGUUGACACGGAGUAAAAACAGCCAUCACACUCCAUUGCUCACUACAGAGGAAUUCAAUUAAAUGCUCUCCUAGGGCACAACCUUUAACCAGAGCUUUUGACCCAUUUUCUCACCUGGUUCUUGUUUACUGUGUUUGAGGUGUAUUUUUAUUUUUAAAAACUUUGUAUAAUUUGAAUUGUUUUCUUACAUUGUAUGAUAUAUAGAUCAGUCCUCGUUCACUUUGAGACCCUUUUCAAAUCUGGGAUAUAUAACAUAAGUCUAUCCGUCAGUUUGUUACAGAAGUAGCAUUACGUCAGUAAGUCAUUAAGCUGAGAAUCGAUGAAAUAUAUCAAGAAAGCCAAGUGCUCACAGUUGAAGCUUUGAACAUGUAAAAUCACCAUAAAAAUUCUUAGUGUGGUUGUGGAAGUUUCAUAAAACCCAAUUUUUCCACACAUUAACACUUAUAUGAUAGUCUGUAAUGAUAUUUAACCAUUAGGUCUUAUGCUUACUGAAAUUAUUUAGCCAAAAAUAAACGAUAUCAAGCCAGAAACCAUGCAGCACCGUGUCAAACGAAUGUCAUGAAAACCAAACAAAUAAAGAAAAAGCUCCUGUGGCAUUUGUCUGAAUAGAUUUCCACUUCCGUGUGUGUGCCCGCAAGUUAGUGCGCCAUCAGCAAUUCUAAAUUGUCCGGUGUUAAAAGUCAAAUGUAAAUGUUCUUAGCUUCGACUUGGAGCUACAAACAGGAAGUAAUUGUAAUGUGGCAUUGACAUAUUCCGUUUUUCUGACGUCUGAAAAGAAGCAUCACAAAUUUAUUGGUGGCAAAGACCUAUGUCAAUUCAGUUUAAAAAAACACAUUCACGUCUGUUGGGUUGAUGUGAAAUAACAGUUACCCAACAGCAAAACACCGGAGACAAGAGAAAAUGUCUGCAUACAAACACAUUUGUAACAGCAAUAAAAACUUGAAUGUUUUUUUUCCCAUGUAACUCAGCAGUUUUCAAGUAAAGCCUGGCUAAUGGUUUCCCACCAUUUGUAAUUUGUCAGAUAAGCUAAUCUAAUAUGUUCACAUUUUCCAAAAGGUCCAACCAGUCUUCUGAUUAAUGGCUUUAAGUAACCUGUAUCUUCAUUAUAGAGUCAACGUCUUGUUCACUUAUCUCGGGAUUUCGUCUUGUAAAAAAAUAUUCUUAUAUAUCUGUCUGUUUUUUAUUUUUGACAUUGGUAUCACAUCUUUACUGCACAUUUCCUAAACUGUAGAAUAUAAAAAUUGUGUCUCGUUUUGAACAUGUGUAUAUUUUCAGGAUGUAUGGGGCCGAUGUGAAUAAACUGUGCUGUGUGCAGGUGGGGAUGGGUUAUUUAGAUGACUUUGUCAAUUUAGAUUUGAACAAGUUCUCGUUUUUAAAAGAAACACUCAUCACACUUUUGUCAAAUUGGCCUGAAUUUUUAACGUAAAUUGUUUCCCUGUAAAAUUAGCAGAUGAAUAAAUGUCUAAGGUGGGAAGGAAAAUGCUUCUGUGUAUUUCUGUGGUGUGGUUUAACUUGUUAAUAGUAACAGAGUUAUUAUCCUCUUGCAAGACUGGUUUUGCAGCAUUGAUUCAGCUUCUAUGUAAGAGGGAGUUGAUUAGUAUUUUGGUGCAGAAGAAAAACGCUAAUUAAGCACAGUCAUGAAUCAAAUAAAUAAAUAAAAAGAACCGUCUUGGAAGAUGACUUCUCAAACAAAUUCUGAAGCAGCUGGCGUCAAUUCAUUUAGAACAAUAAGUCCCUCAUGAAAAAGUUACAACAUUUCUACUUUUUUAGACUUUAUUGACAAUGUCAUUUCUGCUGCUUUAUAUUUAUUUUUUGUGUUGUGUUUUCCCCCUCAACAUAGGG
Menidia menidia (Atlantic silverside) is the source of this 2753-nucleotide messenger RNA. Lineage: Eukaryota; Metazoa; Chordata; Actinopteri; Atheriniformes; Atherinopsidae. The record is from the annotation of a GenBank genome assembly.